Molecule: messenger RNA, 3149 nt
Organism: Fusarium odoratissimum NRRL 54006
Lineage: Eukaryota; Fungi; Ascomycota; Sordariomycetes; Hypocreales; Nectriaceae
Exons: 10
Coding region: 1-3057 (1018 amino acids)
Molecular function (GO): ATP-dependent chromatin remodeler activity; ATP binding
Source: RefSeq, a predicted model, not a curated record
AUGUCUAACGUGCGGGAUCUCCUCAAUCCCGUAGAUGACGACAAGCACGAUAUGUAUCACUCCCUGGACGACUGGCUGGGAGUGGAGCAAGACCAAGAUCUUUACAUGGGCGAUGCUCCUAGUGCUCAAGGACUCGGCAUCAAUGGAUCGGUUGAUGAGACCUCGCAAGCCUUUUGGUGCGCUCUAAAUGGAGACGUUACUGAAGCUGACAACCACCUCCAGUCCAGUUUCACAAAUACUCUAGUUGAUCCUUUAUUUCCAGAACAUGGUGUCUCUGAACACCACUAUACUCAAAACAAUGCUCUAGACGUUGAUCCACAACUUGGAAUGAUGAAUUUUGAUAUCGACUUCGACAUGAACAAUAUUCAAAUGACAUCUCAUCCCGACGAAGAACAAAACGUCCCCUCGGGUAUGUCUACUACACUAGAAAGCUUCCAAUUCCUUCAAUUGCCCACCGAAAGCUCUCGAGAAGGGUCAGCUAUGACACCAGAGCUUUCUGUGCCAAGUCGGUCAAAUGCAACACCUAUAACAUUACCGGAAGAUGACGACGUCAUAGUUCACUACGGCAUGCUUCACAACAUCGAAGUGAAAUUAGUGCCUGAUGACAUGUCAUCCAUAGAUGAAAGACUGGCAGCAGAGGUCUCAGCUUAUCAAUACUUCACAUCAAAGGAGUACCAGAAGCAACUCAUGCUUUGUUUCCCUGGUGAUGAGAAGUACUUCGGUCAUCUACCUUCAGCGGCAGGUCAGACUCUCUUGCUCAUAAUGGGGGAGACAUCAGUCAAUAUUCAACCACUGGCCUUAAGAUACGAUCUGAGAGAGGUCAUAAAUCGCGCAAACAAACCCGCGGACGCUAGGGUGAAAGUCGACAUAAACAUCUAUGGUCUACGAUCAAAGGCGUUGGAUAUUGGGAAAAGGCUCUCCAAUGGAAAGCUGUGGCUUCAAAGGUCAAGCCACGGAAGACAUGGUUUUGCUUACGAGAAUCCGCACUUCCUGAACAUUAGCAUCCAAGAUACCGGAGCUGGCGAAGUCCAAGAUACGCAACCGGCUCCUAGUGAUGGUGUCCCUAAGAAAAUGAGCAAGGAAGAUCAACUUCGGAAGAUGGUGGAUGAGGUUUACAAGACUGUUGAGAACAGCCGUGAGCUUGAGAUGGUUGAAGGUGGUGACAAGGUGACGCGUCAGCUUUUAAGACAUCAGAAGGAAGCACUGGGUUUCAUGCUCGAGAGAGAGUCUGGGCAUAUCAACGAAAAGUACAGACUUUGGGAAGAGAUCGAAUAUGAGAAUGGAAAAUUCCAAUACCGACACAGAAUCACCAAGAGACGUAAGGAUAUACGGCCAGAAGAGAGGGGCGGCGGUAUUCUUGCUGACGACAUGGGGAUGGGAAAGUCGCUUUCCAUCCUCGCUUUGAUCAUGAAGACUCUUGACAAUGGCCAAGAGUGGGCGGGGGAGAGAAAUGCGGAGCACAAGAGCAGGAGAUCUCUCAAAUUCUCUCGUUCUACUCUCGUUGUAGUCUCAGCAGCUUUAUUGGUCGAUGAGUGGAUGAAUGAGGUUAAGAAGCACCUACAAAGAGGUCUCAGAGUGGUUAAGUACCAUGGUGAAAAUAGGCCGAAGACUCUUGAGGAGCUAUCUGUAAUUGAGGACUCGGAUAUCGUGGUAACAACAUAUCAUACGCUUACUGCUGAAUAUCUGAUAGGAAAAGGGAAGGCUUCACCGUUGUAUAAGUUGGGUUGGUAUCGAAUAGUCCUUGAUGAAGCUCAUAUCAUACGUCGCCCAUCCACAAAGUUCUUCCAAGCAUGCGAAUAUCUCCACGCCAACUCUCGGUGGUGUCUUUCCGGGACACCCAUCCAAAAUAAGCUCACUGACAUUGGCUCACUGUUCCGCUUCAUUCGCGCCGAGCCAUUCGAUAAGGCAUCCGAGUUUAGGAAGUGGAUAGAAACACCAUUCGACAACUCAUUCGAAGACCCUGAGCUCGUAAGGGAUCGCCUAGUCAUGCUCCUCGAAGCAUUGUGUCUACGCCGAACUAGAGAGGUCUUGAACUUGCCCAAAACACGGCAGUUUGUCCGACAUUUAGAGUUCAGUCCACAAGAGCGCGAUCAAUAUGACAAAACAAAGGCUGUCAUUCUACGCAACAUGGAGCAUCGAAUGGGUGAAGUCAAAAAGAGCUCCCAGUUUGGCAUGUUCCAGAUGUGGCUUCAGUUGCGAAUUGUCUGCAACCACGGGACAUAUCAGAAACUCUUCUCGUGGCACCGGAGAAGUCUCCUGGAAGAACGAGAGGCAAUAGUUGGGACUGCUGGUCAAUAUGGAGAAAUAUCCUGCGUGGGGUGUGAGCAGCCAAUGCCAGUACUGGGAUGUGACUUGACGAAGAGGAUGUUUGACGAUGAAUGCUCACAUAUUCUGUGUUCGAAGUGCAUUGAAGAGUCAAGUAUGUGCUUACCCGAGACUCAACGACGGUGCCCCAUCUGCAUAAGAUGGUAUAAAGAACCUUCAGUGCCUAGGGACGAACAAACUAUAGCAGCAGGCGAGAGACCCAGAAAGCGGCGGAAGGCUACUGCCUCAAAGGAUGAUCACGAGAGCUACUUCAAUGAACAAGGCUUUUCAACCAAAAUACGGACUCUGGUUGAGGAUGUGCAGAAGGAUCUUUGGACCACAAAAAGUAUAAUCUUCUCUUGCUGGACACGAACGCUGUAUUUAGUAUCAAGACACCUGGAGCAGGCUCAGAUUCCAUACCUUCAACUCGACGGCAACAUCCCCCUGCCUCAACGGCAAGCCACGCUCCUCAAGUUUGAGAAUGAGGAUGAGACGCCUGUUCUCAUCAUGACAACAGGAACCGGAGCAUUUGGAUUGAACUUGACUUGCGCAAAUCGAAUCUUCAUCGCAGAACUACAAUGGAAUCCCAGCGUCGAGAGCCAGGCGAUUUCUCGAGCCAUCCGCCUCGGGCAAGAAAGCGAGGUUCGAGUUACAAGAUAUAUUACGAGAAACACAGUGGAAGAGGAUAUACGGCAGCAACAGGAGUAUAAGAAGCAAAUUGCAGCCCUGGGUUUUGAAGAAGAAAUCUACUAGAUAACGUAUAUGCUGUCUUGUAACGGGCGAGGCCACUCUGUGAAAGAGGUCCACCUCCCAGAUAGCAUGAAUUUAUCCCAAGAGAUUCCAAG